This is a messenger RNA of Lithohypha guttulata, 1143 nucleotides long. RefSeq lists its product as uncharacterized. Gene Ontology annotation, cellular component: cytosol. Lineage: Eukaryota; Fungi; Ascomycota; Eurotiomycetes; Chaetothyriales; Trichomeriaceae. The coding region runs from base 1 to 1143 and encodes 380 amino acids. The transcript has a single exon. Gene Ontology annotation, biological process: signal transduction; protein dephosphorylation. Gene Ontology annotation, molecular function: protein tyrosine phosphatase activity; protein tyrosine/serine/threonine phosphatase activity. The record is from RefSeq and is a predicted model, not a curated record.
AUGUCACAGGACGACAUAGACUUGUCUACGCAAAGGAAGAGACCUAGACUGACCAUAGAUGUGCCCAAAGCUUGUGCAAGCUCAAACAAUGACACCGACAGUGGUGCAACGAUCGAAAUACCUCUGACCUCCAGAAUUCCAAAAUUCUCGACCAUCAGACGCGGUGAGAAAUCCUAUGAAGAAUCCUUUUUGAGAAGAAAAGCUGAUAUUCCCAGUGAAAUUAUUCCAGGCUUGUAUCUAGGCAACGCAAAAACAGCAGCAGCUUACCUGAGAGGUGAGCUGGACGACGACCACCAGUAUCCAGCGAUUUCACGAAUUGUUACAAUUCUCUCUGACAGGCCUUAUCCACUGCCACUACCCUCCCCAAAAGGCUCAGGCACAAAGAUUGAACGAUUGCGACUCAACAAGUUGGAUACCGUUGAUGAGGAAUUACUUUCAGACCUUGACAGAACUGGUCAAUUCAUACACGGAGGCGUUCAGAAGUAUAUGCUCGCCACAAAGUCCCUCCACAAGAACAUCCACGUUGAAGCCAUGUCAUCCAUCAUCACCCAGAUGCAAAGCAUGAAUAUUCACGAUGAUAUUCCUAGGCUUCAGAGCCACAAAUCUAUUCCUACGCUACAAGCCCAACCUAGCUUGAGAGAAACGAUACUGCAAAGACCACAUCGUCGCGCUUUCAGCUCACCUACCAACGGAUACAUGAAUGAAAACUCAGUUGUCACUUCGCCAAUACCACGACCAGGUGCUGUCUUGGUGCAUUGCCAUAAAGGCGUGUCGCGAUCUGCAACCAUUGUCGCAGCAUACCUUCUGAAGUACCACCUCGACCUCGUCAGGACGGUAGAUAUCACUAGCCCUGAAGUGCCGAUAUGGGACCAAGAUCCCACCGCACAAGCCAUCAAAUUCAUUCGGAGCAAGCGGGCAAUCGUCAAUCCAAAUAUCGGCUUUCGUGCUCAGCUCUUACAAUAUUUCCAAUUAGACUGCUCACUCAAAGACGAGGAUGGUCAGUACAAGGAUGAAUAUCUGAGUUAUCAGGAGGACUAUGCUGACAUAGCACGUACCGCAAAGCUGUUUGUAAGCAGACGGAAAGAAGCAGCUCGAAACGCGCGUGCUGAAAAGCUGGAGGCUGAGCCCAUCGAGAGCGACUAG